ACAAUGUCAGCACAGGCGUUACAAACAGACUUUUAGGAUUCGACAGCACCGUCACAAACAAUGUCCCUCGUGAUGACACUUUUUGCUAUGGCCAAUUUCACUUGAGCUAAUUCAAGAAGGCGGAGGGCGGAGUUAAAGGAUGAAGAGUAUAAAAUACAGACAUGAAGAGAAAGCUGAUGAGAGAAGAGAUGAAGGGAAACAUCUUAUGGAACCAAUUAAGCCAACAAAAUAAGAAAGAGUAAACAAAAGGAGUGUAGUCCUGCUUAAAAGUGAGAUGUUGAUCCUGUUAAACCUGUUUUUACUUCUUGGCACCGUUGCCAUUCACGCCAUGACAAACAACUUGAAAGAGAAUAUUGCAACCAAGGGAAAGGCUGUACAGUCAUCUACAUAUUACUUAAAGGCUGACGCUGCAAUUGAUGAUAUAGAUUUUUACUGCACACACACUAAAACCGAGACGAACCCAUGGUGGAGGCUGGAUAUGAAGGAUUUACAAAUCAUUGAAAAAGUGAUCAUCACUAACAGGAUGGACUGCUGCUUUGAACAAAUCAACGGAGCAGAGAUUCGCAUUGGAAUGUCCUUGGAGAACAACGGCAACAACAAUUCCAAAUGUGCAGAAAUUUCUGGUAUUUCAGCACGUCAGUCUGUUUCCUACUCAUGCGGUGGAAUGCAAGGCCGUUAUGUGAAUAUGGUCAUUCCUGGAGAUUCGAAGAAUCUCUCUCUGUGUGAAGUUGAAGUCUUCGUAAACGAUAGUUUGAAAAUAAGGGGUCGUGCUGUUCAGUCCUCUCUACUUGAAUACUUUCGGGCUGAUCGUGCUGUCGAUGGAAUAAAAUAUGCCCCGGGAACAGCAUCAUUUUGUACUCAUACACAAUCACAAACGGAUCCAUGGUGGAGGCUGGAUCUGUUGGAUAAUUACUAUAUCAGCAGCGUGACCAUCACAGGCAGAGCUGACUGCUGUUCACAACGACUCAACGGAGCAGAGAUUCACAUCGGAAACUCCCUCGAAGAAAAUGGCAACAACAAUCCCAUGUGAGAAAUUUACUCUGUUUAGCCAUAAGUUUUAAGAGGUGAUGAGUUGAUGUGAAGUAUGCUUAGCUAC
Molecule: messenger RNA, 1096 nt
Organism: Carassius auratus (goldfish)
Lineage: Eukaryota; Metazoa; Chordata; Actinopteri; Cypriniformes; Cyprinidae
Product: fucolectin-like
Exons: 7
Coding region: 275-1030 (251 amino acids)
Source: RefSeq, a predicted model, not a curated record